AUGACCCCUUACCAAGAACCAUUAUAUGAUAAGGCCAUUGCCGAUGUUGCAGACUAUGUUUUCCACUACCGACUCGAUGCGAGUGAUGAACACAUAUGGGAAAUAGCACGCAUGGCACUUUUGGAUGCAUUGGGGUGUGCGAUUGAAACAGCAGCUACUAUAACAGACUGCUGGAGGCUCCUCGAGCCUAUCAUUCCGAAUACUCGUGUCCCAGACGGAUUCCGUGUACCCGGGACAAGAUUGGAGGUCGACCCUAUCGAGGGUGCAUUCGACCUGGGAGUUCUGAUAAGAUAUUUGGACCACAAUGAUGCGCUUGGGGGAGCUGAAUGGGGACAUCCAUCAGAUAACUUAGCAGCCAUUCUACCUGUCAUGGACUGGCUAUCUCACACUUCGAAUUAUGAACACAUUCAUACAGGACCUGCUUUGACGAUGAGGACGCUACUGAUCGCGUUGAUCAAGGCAUACGAGAUACAAGGAUGCUAUCAGAUGCGGAAUGCAUUCAAUACUUAUGGAAUUGAUCAUGUGGUAUUGGUAAAGCUCGCUUCAGCGGCCGUUGUGUCUUGGUUGAUGGGGCUCACAAAAGAGCAAACUAUGGCUUCGAUUUCACAUGUCUGGAUGGACGGACAGCCCAGCCGUACCUACCGCUCCCGCGAUCACACAAUCCCACGAAAAGGAUGGGCUGCAGGAGAUGCUGCACGAAGAGCUGUCCAGCUUUCGUUGUAUGUCAGGGCUGGCCAGCCGGGGGUAUCAAAGGCGUUGUCUGCAAAGCCGUGGGGGUUUUUGGCGCAGACAUUUGGCGAAAAUGGGUUCGAGUUUCCGAGGCCCUUUGGUACUUGGACCAUUCAGAAUGUUUUCUUCAAGACCAUGCCAGUUGAGGGUCAUGGAAUCUCAGCAGUUGAAGCGGCCCUUUUGCAGCUCCGUCGGAUGCAGGAGCAAGGCCUGUCUGAUCCGGCGAGGCAUAUUGAACGCAUAGAGCUGCGCACCACUGCUGCGGCCGAUCUUAUCAUCCACAAGAGUGGGCCGUUGCGUAACGCCGCAGACAGAGACCAUUGCAUCAAAUUUGUUGUUUCCUUGUCAUUCUUGAAAGGCAAUGCUCCUGUAGCUGCCGACUACUCCAAUGAUAGCCAGUGGGCAGUGAGUGAGGAUUUGGAACGACUCAGAGAAAGGAUAGUCGUCCACGCAGAUUCUCAACUCACUCAAGACUACCUUGACCUGAGUAAGAAGAGCAUCAGCACAGGGGUGACAGUUGUUCUAGUGACCGGAAAAGUUCUUCCGGAAAUAUUGGUUGAGUACCCCAUUGGACAUGUGCGAAACGCGCAAACCAAACCGGCCCUGCAUGAAAAAUUCUUGCACAACAUGGCGCAUAUGUUUUCAGAAACAGAGACUGGUAAGGUAUUGGAGACAGUUCGGGAUAUGAAUACACCCAUCACGGAACUUGUGAACUUGCUCGCUCGACCAGUGGCCAAGGCAAAGCUGUGA
Penicillium argentinense is the source of this 1479-nucleotide messenger RNA. Its product is annotated as putative 2-methylcitrate dehydratase (PrpD). The transcript is spliced from 2 exons. Bases 1 to 1479 code for a protein of 492 amino acids. The record is from RefSeq and is a predicted model, not a curated record. Gene Ontology annotation, molecular function: lyase activity. NCBI's taxonomy places the organism in Eukaryota, Fungi, Ascomycota, Eurotiomycetes, Eurotiales, Aspergillaceae.